AUGGCGGCACUCAAGUUCGCACCCUUUGCAUCUGAGAUCGAACUGCCAUUCUACUCGGCCUUAUUUGCAUCCAAGUUAGACCAUGACAAACUCAGCGACUCUGCACGACCAGUCUUAGGGCUCUAUGAGCCCCGUCCCGGCACAGCUCCGGACGACAGUGUGAGAAUGCAGAUACUAGCCAGCGCACUUACUAGUAAUAAUGUCCCGUUGAAUGCUGUGAGAGCGGAGGGCAUCAUCAGAAACACAAACACCUUGGAGGCCUUUAAGCAAGUAGACAAGACUGAGAUGAUCAACAAGGCCGCACGCCAGAUAUGGGAUGCAAUCAAAGAUGGGACCAUCUAUUCAGUUCCUUCACUCCUCUCACAUUACAUCAUACUCUCCUACGCAGAUCUAAAAAAAUACCGGAUGACGUACUGGUUCGGGUUUCCGACUCUGCAUUCUGAUCCACAGUGGAAGCGAACUGGAGAUAUUCUUCGGUUUACCCCAGAUGAGGCGACUGCCUUGGUCGAUCGUGUAGGAACUUGGCGAUACACUAUUGACGCCAGAGAGCAUGGCUUUUUCCUUGCGAAGAAGAUUCGCAUCAGAAAGACAACUCAUGCCCUACCUCCUGCCGAGCCAGUAACAGAUGAAAUCGGGUAUAAGUGGGAAGUCGGCUCCCUUCGUGAAUUCGAGACUGGUUUCUUCCGCGGGGUCUCCGAAGAAGACAAAUACGUAGCAUUUGUCGACCCAUCUACCUACGAGGAACAUCCAGCAUGGCCCCUCAGAAAUCUACUGGUUUUGGUGAGACAGCGGUUUCACCUAACCAAUGUCCAGAUUCUCUGUUAUCGGGACAUUCAAUCGCGCAGACACGAAGCUCGCAGCAUAGUCUUGCCGCUUGCCAUGGAUCCAGUCGAGAGCAUCGAAACGACAGAGAUGCCAAAGGCUACCGGUUGGGAGCGGAAUCCGGCUGGAAAACUGAUGGCGAGGUCCGUCAGUCUAGCAGAAUCCAUGGACCCCACACGAUUAGCCGACCAAUCAGUCGACCUCAACCUUAAACUGAUGAAGUGGCGGAUUUCCCCAGAUCUCAACCUUGACAUAAUCAAGAAUACCAAGUGCCUUCUCCUGGGAGCCGGCACGCUUGGUAGCUAUAUUUCAAGAAAUCUAAUGGGAUGGGGUGUCCGCAAGAUCACCUUUGUCGACUACGGCGCAGUAUCCUUCUCAAACCCGGUGAGGCAACCAUUAUUUACUUACAAUGACUGUUUGAAAGGAGGUGCUCCAAAGGCGACUCGGGCAGCGGAGGUGCUCAAGGAGAUCUAUCCUGGCGUUGACAGUGAAGGCCAUGUUCUUUCGGUCCCGAUGCUGGGUCACCCUAUAGUAGAGAAAACUCAAGGAGAUUUCGAGAAGUUGAAAUCUCUAAUCGAUGAGCACGACGCAAUCUUCCUUCUGAUGGAUAGUAGGGAGUCGAGAUGGCUCCCUACGGUAAUGGGCAAAGCAGCAGGGAAAAUUGUCAUGAACGCGGCCCUCGGUUUUGAUACCUACGUAGUCAUGAGACAUGGUGCGGAACCAACAGAUGGAAGUGAGGAGACACUAGGGUGCUACUUUUGCAACGAUGUAGUAGCACCUGGAGAUUCACAAAAAGACUUGACUCUCGACCAACAGUGCACAGUCACGCGACCAGGCAUAGCUGCGAUUGCGUCAGCCCUUCUCGUCGAGCUCCUAACGAGUCUCCUACAACACCCACUCGGCCAUCACGCGCCUGCUCCAGCAACCAGUACUUCACCGGGAACCUUUGAAAGCGACUCCAGAGAUGAGUAUGCUCUUGGCAUAGUACCACACCAAAUUCGUGGAUUCUUGAACAGGUUCCAGAAUCUCAUCAUUAAAGGUCAUUCAUACCCAUGUUGCAGCGCAUGCAGCAAGCCAAUCAUUUCAGCAUAUAGAACAGAGGGGUGGGAUUUCGUAAAGCGUGCCCUUGAAGAUAAAGAGUACGUAGUUGAACUAAGCGGCCUAGCCGAGGUUCAGCGAAAGGCCGAAGCCAUGGCUAAUGAAGUAGAUUGGGAGGAUGAGGAGGGAGGGAAUGAUGGAGAUGACGAAGGAGUUCUCAUAUAG
Molecule: messenger RNA, 2085 nt
Organism: Annulohypoxylon truncatum
Lineage: Eukaryota; Fungi; Ascomycota; Sordariomycetes; Xylariales; Hypoxylaceae
Product: E1-like protein-activating
Exons: 4
Coding region: 1-2085 (694 amino acids)
Biological process (GO): autophagosome assembly; protein modification by small protein conjugation; piecemeal microautophagy of the nucleus
Cellular component (GO): cytoplasm; phagophore assembly site
Molecular function (GO): Atg12 activating enzyme activity; Atg8 activating enzyme activity
Source: RefSeq, a predicted model, not a curated record